AUGUACAUAAAUCUGGAUCCCAAACGCAUAUUUAUUGCUGUUCUAUUAGCUUUCAACUGCGGUAGAAACAUGGGUUACGCAUCAGCAACAUGCGGGUUUCCCGGAGCUCCGGCGCAUUGCAAGGUUUCCUUCUCGGAAGAGGAACCGCGCGAAGGCACCGUAGUCACAUACAGCUGCGAGCCAGGGUUCGAACUGUUGGGGCCAGCCAGGAGGGUCUGCGGUCCCAACAGCCGGUGGACACCAGAUGGCAUACCGUUUUGUGAGAUAGCGUCGUGCGCAGUCCGGUCAGCCGGCCCCGGCGGAUCGGGCGGGCCGAUUACGGACCGCCCCAGUUACGGCAAUGACACCUGUGGCGGCUAA
Molecule: messenger RNA, 360 nt
Organism: Diatraea saccharalis (sugarcane borer)
Lineage: Eukaryota; Metazoa; Arthropoda; Insecta; Lepidoptera; Crambidae
Source: the annotation of a GenBank genome assembly